This is a messenger RNA of Elaeis guineensis (African oil palm), 3595 nucleotides long. NCBI's taxonomy places the organism in Eukaryota, Viridiplantae, Streptophyta, Magnoliopsida, Arecales, Arecaceae. The record is from RefSeq and is a predicted model, not a curated record.
UUCUUCAAUCCUUUCGGUGUUGUGAUCCACGGUCACUGAGGAAGACAGGCUGAUUGAUCGGCCGAUGGAGGAGACGACCAAAGAAAGAAAAAUUGUAGUAAAAUCUUUCCGUUCGUAGAUUAAUCACCACUUCACUCCCCUCUAGAGAGCACCUGUUUCCAGUAGCAGCCGGGAAUUCGUGUGGUAUACUGGAUCGCAUCGAUGACAGGCUGGUCCGAUCUACCAGCCAAUCAAUCACGAUAAGCCGAUGCUCUCUACCUUUGGACCGACUGCCCAAAACUUUGGCCGUCUCCCUCGAUGCUGGGGACAAGUUUUGGGCUCCUGUCAGCACGUGGCCUACGCUAAAACAACAACAAGCGGGCCCUUAUUGAUUACACUCGGCCACAAAUCCACACUCCAAUAUCUGCUACUAUUCCAAUUUUGGCCGUCUUCAAACAAAACCUUACGGUCACCACCGCCAGACCGCGAGUCUUGCCCGCGACACCAAACGAUGCCGGGCACCAUCCAAGUCUCUGUGUUAGAGUUGAUGGACCUCCCUCCACCUCUUGCGCCAUGCCAAUUGGAAGACAAUUCCAGCUUCGUCUAUUUGAAGGUUGUGAUGGGAAAGAAAGAGUACCAGAGCGUGGGCGGAGGGGACUUCUCAUUCCCAGUGACUUCUUUGCACGAGAAUCUGAUCUUGAUGCUGCACGACAUGGAGGGGAAUUUAAUAUCCCGGACAGAGUUCAAAACAAGGUCGGUGGUGGAAAAGGGAAUUUCGGAUGACGUGUUUCCCCUAGAGGGUGGUGGAAGUGUCCACAUGAAGCUGCAGUUUGUACUUAGUGAAGAAGAACGCCAAAGGAUUCGUGAAAUGAGGUACUCCGCACUAAAAAGGAAACGCAUGGAACUGCUCAAGGGUGGCUGUGAAAGUCAUGUUUCUGAACUUACUGCAGAAGGAGAUGGUAUCGGUCAGUUAAAGCAAAUAGAUCCAGAUGCCCCUGAUUUUGCUGGAGUAGACGUAGAAAGAAACAAGACACAAGCAACUUCUGGUGAUAUUAAAGAAAGGCAAUUGUCUUCAUGUGAGGGUUUGGAUCCUCAUAUAGGAUGCUUAGGAUCCCCAAUAUCAGGAAAUGUUACGAAAGAUGACAUUUCUGUUUCUGCUGAAUCGGAUGAUCACAUUUAUAGCCUGAAGAGGAAGAAUUUGCGGGAGAGAGGUUCGAGUAGCAGUGUUAGGAAAAUGAUAAGUGCCUUUGAAAAUAGUCUAUUUAAGGGAACAAGACAUCGUGUUGACCAAGGAACAACGUCACAGCUAAGCAAGAUUGAGAGUGGAGGUUCUUUGAAGAGGACAUCUUCAGAACAAAGUGAUAUAAGAAAGUUAAAAUUUCCCCAAACCAUGGCAAAGUCCUUUUCUGCAGAGAUGCUCUCUGAGAUGGAUCGCAAUCCAAUGGUUAUCAGAUCAUCCUUUGUAAAGAAACAAGGAGUGCAGCACUUAAAUAAUGCCACCAGGCAGGAAAUGAUUGGAAAUAACAGUCUUUUCCGGAACUUCACAACAAACCAGAAUUUGAAAAGCCUCAAACCUGUUAAACAGAAGUCUGUUGGAGGAGCAAAUGAUGAGAGCUCUUCUUUGGAAUCUCUACAUACUGCACAGCCACAUAAUUCUGGAAACAUAGAUACUGUUUUAGAACCUGUCAAGACUGCAAAUUUUGUUAGCUUUGGUGACUCUGCAGAACAUAUCGGGAAGAGAAAAGAGCCCAUUUCUGUUAAGAAGAAAAUAAACAUGGAUUCUUUUCCAAAGGAGUGUCAUAGUCUGAUUGCCUGCACGGUACAGAAAAGUCCAGGUGAAAGGUCCUCAAUUUAUAAUGGUGAAAAACUGAAGGCUUUGGAUUCCAAACAGAAACCUUUUGAGACUGAACAGAGGGCCAGCCUGGGUGGAUCUGUUGGAAAUGUCACUGAAAGAGAAGAUUAUCUUGCUAGUGAAAUUGGGAGAAGCCCUUCGAUCAUAUCCAAACAUAGAAAGUCUAGUGCAUUUCAGGAAAAACCAAAGGUAAAUAUUUUUCUGAAGGAAGCUCCUAGUUUGGAUGCACAUACUGCAUCUAAAACUUCUGGUGAAAUGUCCUCUUUUCAUGGUGGUGCAGAGCUGGAGGCUUUAGGUACUAGAAACCAUACUACAGAUGAGAGAAACCCACGAGAAGAAAAAACAAAUGAUGAUGGUGGAAUAACCAAACAGAAUGUUAGUGACUAUUUUCGUCCAUAUGAUGAAUUAGACUUUUUGCAUAAAACUGAUGUGUCUCGAGAUACAGAUGAGCCUUCUAGUCUGUGCACAUACAACCGAGGAAGUGCUCUCAAUGCACUUGCAAAUGAGAGUGACUGGACAUGUUAUAUAAGUCAUAUGGAGGAGCAAAUUAUUCCUGGAAACUCAAAUGAAUUGCUGGAACUCUUAUCUUCUUAUAGAGAAAAAUGUUUCUUUGGAAAAGUUGGUGUCUGGGAGCCACAUCAUUUGUGCAUUACCACUGGCAGUAAACAGUUGAGGAAUCUUGUUGAGUCCUGUAGUUUAUGCCUAGGAACACUGCCCUCAGAGAAAAACCCGUUCACAGUGGAAGCUAAUAAAAAGCAAAAGAUGCACCGUGAAGUGACUAGAAAUAAGAAGUUUUCAGGUAGUUCUGAAAAAUUCAACCAUGAAAAUAAAGUGAGCAAUUCAAAUUUUAAGGGGAUGUUGAUCGAACAGCCUGCAGAUUCCUUCAUGAAGUCCCCAACAAGGAUGUCCAACAUCAUUUCAUAUUGGAGUACGAGUUAUCAUUGUAAUAGUCGCAUGUGCGACACUUCUUCUCAAUACCAGAUAAAGAAAGCCCAGGUCUGUAUAUAACUGUUACAGCUUUAAGUCCAACAUACUUUCAUCUAACAGCAUGUGGCACUAUGUCAAAGUUCUUUCUUGCAUAAUGAUUAGGCAAUGCUAACUCCAAAAGCAAGCAAAGGGGCAGUUAUGGUGCUGAAAGACAGGUACUUCUAAUUCUCAUCUUACAUCUAGGCAAUAGCCAAUGGAAAGAGCAUACAAACUGGUGUGAGAUUCUUGCUGUAUUUCAGAUAAUAAAUGUCAGAAGUUCAGUCUAUAUGAAUCUCCUCUCUAGCAAAUUCUUCAGUCAUCAGUCAGGGACCCAUAACUGAAGUUUCGGAAAUCAACUAUACCAAGUUUAUAGAGCUUGGUUCUGGGUUGGUUUAGCCAUCUCAUUUUUUCAUGUGAAGUUCUCUUUGCUAAUGGGAAUGGAGAUGUGGUCAUAAAGACCUCUUAAUUGUUGAUGGAUUAUAUAAGAUGACUUCAGAUCUGAGAUUAAGGUGAAGGAACCAUAUAUCAAAGGGGUUUGGAUCAAGAAUCUAUUGAUGUCCAUGACUUGGCUUCUGGACCUGAUGAUCUUCGUGUGACGAAAUAAAAGCUAGCAACAGCAAAACCAUUCCAAGGUCUAUAUAAUCUUUUGUUUUUCCUUCUUUUUUGUCUCUUUUUUGUCCACAUGUGCGGAACUCUGAGCUGCUUGUGAAUAGCACUGUAUAUAAUGUGUAGUAACUGUUGCCAUGACCCAACUGUAUGAGUUCAGAAAGAAACAUAAAGAGACCUGUUUUUACAAGC